Messenger RNA from Metarhizium brunneum ARSEF 3297, 2778 nucleotides. RefSeq names its product Pre-mRNA-splicing factor prp1 (gene prp1). Gene Ontology annotation, molecular function: protein binding. Lineage: Eukaryota; Fungi; Ascomycota; Sordariomycetes; Hypocreales; Clavicipitaceae. Gene Ontology annotation, cellular component: catalytic step 2 spliceosome; U4/U6 x U5 tri-snRNP complex. Gene Ontology annotation, biological process: mRNA splicing, via spliceosome; spliceosomal tri-snRNP complex assembly. The record is from RefSeq and is a predicted model, not a curated record.
AUGGCGUCCAAACUCGAUUUCCUCAACCAGAAGGCGCCAGAGAACUACGUCGCCGGUCUCGGUCGUGGUGCUACGGGCUUCACAACGAGAUCUGACUUGGGUCCAGCACGCGACGGUCCCAGCGAAGACCAAAUCAAGGAGGCUCUUGCAAAGCGCGCUGCCCAACUCGGUCUUGCGCCUGACGGCAAGAAGAAGGACGACGACGACGACGAUGACGAGCGAUUCCAGGAUCCCGAUAAUGAAGUUGGCCUGUUUUCCGGCGGCAUCUACGACAAAGAUGAUGAAGAAGCCGACCGCAUAUGGGAAUGGGUAGAUGAGCGCAUGGAUAGAAGGAAAAAGCAGCGCGAGGCCCGAGAACAAGCCGAGCAGGAGGAAUACGAGCGCAAGAACCCCAAGAUUCAACAACAAUUUUCAGAUUUGAAACGUGCCUUGGAGACGGUCACGGACGAAGAAUGGUCGAAUUUGCCCGAGGUUGGUGACUUGACGGGUAAAAAUCGGCGAAGCAAGCAGGCUUUGAGGCAGAGGUUCUACGCUGUUCCAGAUAGUGUGCUUGCUGCUGCGCGAGAUUCUACCGAGAUGAGCACCACGGUUACCGAUGAUGGUGUCGCGUCAAGCGCUACGGACAAGGCGGACGGGACUAUGACCAACUUUGCGCAGAUUGGUGCUGCCCGCGAUAGAGUGCUUAAAUCGAGAUUGGAACAGGCAUCCCGAACGAAUGGCGAUGCUUCGAAUGGCAGUUCCACGAGCAUCGAUCCCCAGGGCUACAUCACAAGCCUGAAUAAGAUGCAGAUGAAUGAGGCCCAAGCCCAGGUGGGAGACAUCAACCGAGUGCGAGAACUUUUGCAGUCAGUGGUCAAGACGAAUCCAAAUAACGCACUUGGCUGGAUAGCAGCAGCUCGAUUGGAAGAGCUGGCGGGCAAGAUUGUGGCGGCGAGAAAAACGAUUGAUCAGGGUUGCGAAAAGUGUCCAAAGAGCGAGGAUGCUUGGCUGGAAAACAUUCGACUUAAUCACGACUCGCAAAACGCCAAGAUUAUUGCCAGAAGAGCCAUUGAGGCCAACAACCGGUCUGUGAGACUGUGGGUGGAGGCCAUGAGGCUGGAAAACAUACCCAGCAACAAGAAGAGAGUCAUCCGUCAAGCGUUGGACCACAUACCGGAAUCAGAAGCUCUCUGGAAGGAAGCCGUCAACCUGGAGGAGAACCAAGACGACGCCAAGCUGAUGCUGGCAAAGGCUACGGAACUGAUACCAUUAUCAGUCGACCUCUGGCUCGCCCUAGCACGCCUCGAGUCUCCCGAAAACGCACAAAAGGUGCUCAACAGAGCACGAAAAGCGGUGCCCACGUCCUACGAGAUUUGGAUUGCUGCCGCACGCCUAAUGGAACAGCUCGGACAAGCUAGCAAGGGCAACGUCAUGACGACGGCAGUGAGAGUCUUGGCCAAGGAAUCCGCCAUGCCCAAGCGGGAAGAAUGGAUCGCAGAGGCAGAGAAGUGCGAGGACGAAGGCGCCAUCCUCACCUGCCAGAACAUCAUCCACGCCACGCUGGGCUGGGGUCUCGACGAAGACGACGACCGCAAGGAUACAUGGAUGGAGGACGCGAGAUCCAGCAUCAACCGCGGCAAGUAUGACACCGCCAGAGCCAUCUACGCAUACGCCAUCCGCAUCUUCUAUAACAGCAGGACCUUGCGCAUGGCGGCCGCUGACCUGGAGCGUAACCACGGCACCAAGGAGUCUCUCUGGGAAGUCCUCGAGCAGGCCGUGGACGCGUGCCCCACGAGCGAGGACCUGUGGAUGAUGCUCGCCAAGGAGAAGUGGCAAGCCGGCGAAGUCGACAACGCCCGUCUCGUCCUGAAGCGCGCAUUCAACAAGAACCCCAACAAUGAAGACAUAUGGCUGGCGGCCGUCAAGCUCGAGUCCGAGAACGACAACGCAGAACAGGCGCGCAAACUGCUUGAAAUCGCGCGAGAGCAGGCCCCCACCGACCGCGUCUGGAUGAAGAGCGUCGUCUUCGAACGAGUACAGGGCCAGGUCGAAACGGCGCUCGACCUCGUCCUGCAGGCCCUCCAGCUCUUCCCCGCCGCCGCAAAGCUCUGGAUGCUGAAGGGCCAGAUCUACGAGGACCUCGGCAAGACGGCCCAGGCGCGCGAGGCAUACGCAGCCGGCGUAAAGGUCGUCCCCAAAUCCGUCCCCCUCUGGCUCUUGUACGCGCGCCUCGAAGAAAAGUCCAGCAUGACCAUCAAGGCCCGCUCCGUCCUGGACAGGGCCCGCCUGGCCGUUCCCAAAUCGCCUCAACUGUGGUGCGAGUCCGUACGCCUGGAGCGCCGGGCUGGAAACCUGUCGCAGGCCAAGUCCAUCAUGGCAAAAGCGCAGCAGGAGAUCCCCAAGAGCGGCCUGCUGUGGGUCGAGCAAAUCUGGCACCUCGAGCCGCGGACGCAGCGCAAACCGCGUAGUCUGGAAGCCAUCAAAAAGGUUGACAAUGACCCGUUGCUGUUUGUAGGCGUGGCGAGGAUCUUUUGGGCGGAUCGAAAGCUGGAAAAGGCGCAAAAUUGGUUCGAGAAGGCUCUUGUGCUGGAUAGUGACUCUGGAGAUAGCUGGGCCUGGUACUAUCGGUUCCUGUGUCAACAUGGCACGGAGGAAAAGAGGUCAGAGGUGGCUAGCAAGUGUGUUUUGAGCGAGCCCAGACAUGGGGAGGUUUGGGAGAGGGUGGCAAAGGAACCUAGGAAUGCCAGGAAAGGGGUGGAGGAGAUUUUGAAGUUGGUUGCAGAGGAGCUGGAGUCAUGA